Molecule: messenger RNA, 1313 nt
Organism: Cygnus olor (mute swan)
Lineage: Eukaryota; Metazoa; Chordata; Aves; Anseriformes; Anatidae
Exons: 2
Coding region: 81-1313 (410 amino acids)
Source: RefSeq, a predicted model, not a curated record
GUGGUCCCUUGGUCCUACGGACUGCCAUGCAUGGGCCAUGAGGGCAUCUCCUGGUCCUUCUGGCCCUACAGACCACUUGCAUGGGCUGUGAUGGCCCCCCGUUGGUCCCUCUGGCCAUGCGUGGGGCCCUGCCGGUGUCCUGCGUCCCUCCGUCCUCCUGGGUGCUGUGCAUGGACCUUGACAGCACCCCGUGGUCCCUUCUGUCCUACAGACCACCGUGCAUGGACCCCGCCACCCUUCCAUGGUCCCUCCAGUCCCAUCAAUGUCCAUGCACGGACCCCGCCACCCUUCCACGAUCCCACAGACCACUGCUCAUGGACCCCGCAGGCACUGCAUGGCCCUCUGGCCCCCGUGGCCCUCCUGCCACACUGACUGCUGCGCACGGACCCUGCCAAUGUCGUGAGGUCCCCCUGGUCCUGCAGAUUGCUGCGUGUGGACCCCAACAGCACCCCGUGGUCCCUUCUGUCCACAGACCACCGUGCAUGGACCCUGCCAAUGUCCCGUGGUCCCUCCAGUCCCAUCAACUGCCAUGCAUGGACACUGCCAUCCUUCCAUGUCCCCCUGGUCCUACAGACUGCUGUGCAUGGGUUGUGGUGGUCCCCAUGGUCCUACAGACUGCUGUGCAUGGGCUGUGGUGGUCCCCCUGGUCCUACAGACCACCGUCCAUAAUAGACUGUGGUGGCCUCCCCAGGUCCUUCAGGUCCUACACAUCACUGUGCAUGACCUGUGGUGCCCCCUGUGGUCCCUCUGGCCGUGCACAGACCCUUCAGGUCCCCCGUGCUCCCUCCUGCCCCACUGACCGCCGGUUCCCCGUGCUCCCUCCCCGCCUGCAGCCCACCGUGCCCGGCGCCCACCAUCCCGGGGGCUCUGCCCUGCUCCGGCAGCCCAGCAAAGAGCCCUGGGGGUGCCUUGAGCCAUCCCCAUGGCCUCAGCCCCGGCUCCAUGUCCCAAGCCAGAGCCACCCCAAACAGCUGUGGGGUCAAGCUGGUGGUGCAGAGCCCUGGGGGGGGGGGGGGGGGCGUGUGCCGUGGUGUGGCCAUGGGUGGCCACGGGAUGGCCAUGGGGGUGGCCGUGGUGUGGCCAUGGGGCGCAUGGGGUGGCUGUGGGAUGGCCAUGGGGUGCUGUGGGGUGGCCAAGGGCCGUUUGCUGCCCACCCUGGCGUCCCCCUCGCCGUUUCUCUUUUAAGCAACGAGCCGUCUGCUUCGGUGUGUGCACGUGUGCCUGGGGGAGCCACGGGAGACCCCAAAGCCGAGACGGCGCCGGGCCCAACGAACUGCAUUCAUUUUGCCUUACCUCCUCGGAGUUGCCUUUAG